AGAAAUUCAGACGCUAAUGUUCCUUCUGGCUAGAGCACUUGCACUCAUGAUACCUGCUUGUCACAGGCAGAGACGUCAACCAAACUAUGUCCGCAGAUAUUGCUGUUGAAAGGAACUGCAUUAAGCAGAUCCUCACGAAAAGAAGGCUAGCCAGUAUAGAGGAAUAUUCUUCUAAACGAAAAGCUAGCUGGGGUAUUCUGACCAGUCAAGGUUCCUGGGCAGAUCGAUCACCACUACAUGAAGCUGCAAGUCAAGGUCGUCUUCUUGCUCUGAGAACAUUAUUAUCACAGGGUUAUAAUGUGAAUGCAGUCACUAUAGACCACGUCACCCCAUUACACGAAGCCUGCCUGGGAGAUCACGUGGCCUGUGCCAGAGCUCUUCUGGAAGCUGGAGCUAAUGUAAAUGCAAUCACAAUAGAUGGUGUGACUCCGUUAUUCAAUGCAUGCUCGCAAGGCAGUGCCAGCUGUACAGAACUUCUUUUGGAAUAUGGUGCGAAGGCCCAGCUGGAGUCCUGUCUUCCAUCUCCCACACAUGAGGCUGCCAGUAAAGGUCACCAUGAAUGUCUCGACAUACUAAUAUCCUGGGGCGUAGAUGUUGACCAAGAUGUUCCUCACUUGGGAACUCCUCUCUAUGUAGCUUGCAUGUCACAGCAAUUCCAUUGCAUCUGGAGACUUCUUUAUGCCGGCGCUGAUGUACAAAAAGGCAAAUAUUGGGAUACUCCAUUACAUGCUGCUGCUCAACAAUCCAGUACAGAAAUUGUAAAUUUACUAUUAGAAUUUGGAGCAGAUAUCAAUGCCAAAAAUACAGAGCUUCUGCGACCUAUAGAUGUAUCUACAUCUAACAGUAUGGUAGAGAGAAUACUGCUUCAACAUGAAGCUACCCCAAGUUCUCUCUGCCAACUCUGCCGACUCUGUAUCCGAAAUUGCAUAGGAAGACCAAGAUUACAUCUCAUCCCACAGCUCCAGUUGCCAACAUUAUUGCAGAAUUUCUUGCAGUAUCGAUAAAGCAGUAAAAUAUCUCUAAAUUCUUUGAAAAUCAAAAAUUUCUAUUCAAUUUGCAUAAUGAAUAUUUCAUAUUAAAAGUUGCUAAAUCCAGGGUAAACGUUGAGUAUGUAUGCGAUCAUCCAGGGAAGCAGUAAGAUAUCAAUUUCCAUUUUUAGUGUACUACUUAGUACUUUUGUUUUAGAAAUUUUUACUGUGCUUUGAAUUAUAAUACAUUUAACAUAUCCAUACAUUUUAGCUAUCCCAAUAUAUCCAUUUUUGAUUUAGGGAAAAAAUAAGAAAUUUGCCAUUUCAUCCUCUAUAUUUCCAAAGUGGAGAAGAAUAAAUGUGGACUUUUACUAAAACAGUAAUUAUAAAUUUCAUAUACUGUAUUAUAUUCAAAAGAUCUGUGUUCUCCAAAUAAUGGUUUAACUUUAAUUUUGGCUAUGGUAAUUUUGGCUAUGUGUGUUUUUGAUAUUGACACAAAACAUGAAUAUAAUUUAGAAAAGAGUAAAUGUGCUUUUUGAAAUAAAGAUGAUUCUCUUUCAGGAAAUCUACUAUGUUGAAUGUGUACAUGUCAUUAGAGUGAUUAAUUCACAAAGUAAAUUGCAUUCCUCCCUGCAAAGAACUCACAAGUCAUUUCUCCAGAGUAAAUGGACCUGAAUAAAAACUAAUAAGACUAAAAGUUAACACUGGCUGGGCACGCCUGUAAUUCCAGUGGUUCGGGAGGCUGAGGCAGGAGGAGGGUGAGUUCAAAGCCAGCCUCAGCAAAAGCAAGGAGCUAAGCAACUCAGUGAGACCCUGUCUCUAAAUAAAAUACAAAAUAGGGCUGGGGAUGUGGCUCAGUGGUUGAGUGCUCCUGAGUUCAGUACUCCCCCGCUCCAAAAAAAAAGGUUCACACUCCUCUCUCACCAUAAGAUCUUUAGAUCAUACUCCUGCUAACACUAUUUGAAGACCAGAGUGGUUUCUUAAGGUCUCUCUUCAAUGCUUUCAUAUUACUUCAGCCCUCUUCCAUGUCAGAAGUUGUCAAUACCCAUCAUACCUGAACUGGAGUAAAUGCACUUUAUAGCCAACUGAUAAAGAGGACCUGGAUUAUAUUCUAGGUAUCAUCAUGUCAGACCAAGGAUUAAAAAAAAAACAAACCUCAAGUUGUGGAGUUUUUAAGGAAAAUUAAAAUAGAGUAUCAUUUAGCAUACUUAGAAACUGUAAAAAAGAAAAUUUACCCUAUAUCUCAUUCCUUGUACUUUUUGUAAUUCUAGUUUCUAGUGUAGACCUUAAUAGCAGCAUCUCAGAUUCAUUUUACACGAAAUAAGGGUUCAGUAUACUGUACUUGCAAAUGAUAACAAAAAAAGAGAGUGUUGUAUAAAAGAAUUUAAUUACUAAGCUAGUCCUCUGCAAGGGGAAUACUAUUUGUAUUCCCUUUUGUUUUAACUAUAUUUGAGUGCAAAAGGAAACAUAAUAAAAUGUUGUGCAUCCUUUCUAAGCCACACUAGAGUUGGACUUAUUAUGGAUUUAGAAAUAAGAUAAUAAAAAUACUUAUAACUCUGUAAAGGAAAAUAUUUUGAUAAGUUUCAUAGAUUUAUCAAAUUUUGAUUAAAGUGUUUUGUCCACUA
Marmota monax (woodchuck) is the source of this 2593-nucleotide messenger RNA. RefSeq names its product ankyrin repeat and SOCS box containing 5 (gene Asb5). The coding region runs from base 87 to 1004 and encodes 305 amino acids. Gene Ontology annotation, molecular function: protein binding. Gene Ontology annotation, biological process: intracellular signal transduction; positive regulation of protein catabolic process; protein ubiquitination. The record is from RefSeq and is a predicted model, not a curated record. The transcript is spliced from 7 exons. Lineage: Eukaryota; Metazoa; Chordata; Mammalia; Rodentia; Sciuridae.